AUGGGCGAUGUGCCGCAAUUCGUUCUGUUCGAGCAUGCCGAUGGUUACUAUCUUUUUCGGGUGCGCGAAUUCGAGAAUAUUGGAUUGGCCCUCACCGAAGUUCAAAAGGCAGUUAUUGAUGUUCAGCGGUUCUGCUCGGCUGUGAAAAUGGAAGCGUUCCAUCCGUUUCAAAAUACCGAAGUUGCGCUUGAGAGUAUGACCAAGAUUAAUGAAGGUGGUUUGGAGGGGUAUUCCUAUCACUUUCCGGAGCUUUACAGAAUUGUUCCCGAGCAAUUUAAUUACGUGAAAUGUGCCUCGUUGAUAAUGAAUCGAAGUAAUCUGGAUGAGGCUGUUAUUGAAAGUCUAAAAGGGAUUCUGGAUGACGAAGAAAAAGUAGCGGAAGUGGAGGAAGCCGCUCGAAAAUCGAUGGGCAUGGAUAUUGCCGAAAUCGACUUGCAUAACAUCAACCAUUUCACAAGACGCAUCAAUGCACUGCUCGCUUAUCGUGUUGAGCUCCAGAACUAUAUCAAAGAACGUAUGCAUUCCUGUGCUCCAUCACUGUCGGAGCUGAUAGGCGAGCAGGUUGGCGCUCGUCUAAUUUCGCAUGCCGGUAGUCUAUCGAAUUUGGCCAAGUGUCCAGCAUCAACAGUUCAGAUUCUUGGCGCUGAGAAGGCUCUCUUUCCUAACACUCCAAAAUAUGGCCUUCUGUUUCACUCGUCAUAUAUUGGACGAGCAGCAGCCAAGGAUAAGGGUCGCAUAUCACGUUUUCUGGCAAACAAGUGCGCGGUAGCAUCGAGGGUUGAUUGCUUCGCGGACGUACCGGUGGCUGCAUUUGGUAAACAUCUUAAGCAGCAACUGGAAGAUCGGUUAAUGUUUUUGCAAAAUGGAACAGUUCCAAGAAAGAAUAUUGAAGUGAUGCACGACGCACUUGCGGAUGCCGAAAGAGAAAAGAUAGUGAUUUUGAAAAAGCGGAAGAAGGAAGCGAAAAAAGCGAAGAAGCGAGCAGCGGAACAGCAGUCGGGGUUGGAAGCUAAUGAGAACUUGAAUAAAACGACAGAAACGAACAAAGAUGUGGAGGGAGGCAAAUCAGCGGUUGAAAUUCCAAAAAAGCUGGAAGAUCGGUUAAUGUUUUUGCAAAAUGGAACAGUUCCAAGAAAGAAUAUUGAAGUGAUGCACGACGCACUUGCGGAUGCCGAAAGAGAAAAGAUAGUGAAGGAAGCGAAAAAAGCGAAGAAGCGAGCAGCGGAACAGCAGUCGGGCUUGGAAGCUAAUGAGAACUUGAAUAAAACGACAGAAACGAACAAAGAUGUGGAGGGAGGCAAAUCAGCGGUUGAAAUUCCAAAAAAGAACGCUGAAGAAAGUUCGAAAAAGAAAAAGAAGAAAAAGAAGCAUAAAGAGGAAGAGGCGGCAGACAGUUUCGUUGCUGAUAAUGAAGAACUGGUCGCACCUGUCAGUGGCGAGGAGGAUAAGCCGAAAAAGAAGAAAAGGAAACAUUCGCUUAACUAA
Gongylonema pulchrum is the source of this 1485-nucleotide messenger RNA. NCBI's taxonomy places the organism in Eukaryota, Metazoa, Nematoda, Chromadorea, Rhabditida, Gongylonematidae. The record is from the annotation of a GenBank genome assembly.